Molecule: messenger RNA, 999 nt
Organism: Necator americanus (New World hookworm)
Lineage: Eukaryota; Metazoa; Nematoda; Chromadorea; Rhabditida; Ancylostomatidae
Exons: 2
Coding region: 1-999 (332 amino acids)
Source: RefSeq, a predicted model, not a curated record
AUGCGGGAUCGGACCAUCGCCUCCCCCGAGGAAGAUUUUCAUUCACAAGGAAAGAAGAGAGAGGAGAGAGAACUAGCUGGCUUUUGGGAACACUCCACAAUGCACAACAUCGACGAGGAAUAUAACCGCGUGGAGCUGCAGGGAAGCAAGAACUCACGUCUGAGCUGGCAAGGCUAUGCAGAGAGGCGCCCAAUCUGCUUACUGUCCAUCAUCUACAAGCUCUUUACAAGAGUGAUCCUUAAUAGGACUGAAAAAGUCUUGGAUGAUGGACAGCCAUGCGAGCAAGCAGGGUUUCGAAAAGAAUUCGGCACGAUGGGCCACAUUCACACUGCUUCGAAACUCAUCGAGGUAUCACGAGAGUACAAGAUGCCGCUAUAUCUCACUUUCUUCGACUUGAAGAAGGCCUUCGAGCCAGUCAGAGUGAAGAUUGACGGUCGGCAGCUACACCAUUUCCACUUUAUUGGUGACAUCAUUCUCAUAACGUCUAGCAUCAGUCAAGCGGAAGGAAUGCUGACCGAAUUCGACGAAACAUGUAGAUGCAUGGGCCUUCAGCUGAAUCUCCAAACGAUGCUGUUCAUACGUAACGGAUGGGUCUCGGAUGCGACAUCCACGCUCAACGGAACGAACAUAUCCGAAUGCACCGGCUACGUUUAUCUGGGUCAGGAACUGAACAUGAUGAAAGACCUGACCCCCGAGCUGGGCAGGAGGAGAAGAGCGGUUUGGGGAGCGUAUAAGAGCAUGGAUGUGGAUGCGGAUGUAGUGAAGAAGACCAAGAACGCCCGGCUCACUGCUCACUUCUUCAACAGCACCACAUUUCUUGCUUUAGUCUAUGCUUCGGAAACCUGGUCAUUUCGCAACCAGGAAGAAAACGACGAGAAAGCAGUGAGCAUCAUUGUAGAUCCUCGAUGCUCUUAUACUGCUCCCCAAGCCGCUCGUCUCCUACUCCCCAGCUCGGGGGUCAGGUCGUUCAUCAUGUUCAUUUCCCAGUUGAAAGAGUGA